AUGAUGGUGCAGAAUCUAAAGAUUUGCUUAAGAUUUGUCAAUGGGUUUCAAGUUCUUCCUUCACAGGUGGAUUUAGUGAGGCGUAUAUUUGAAAAACACCCAUACAUGGCAUUAGAAGUCCGUCUAAAGAGCCCGGUUCUGAAGACAGCUUAUAUGAAUGUCCUACUUAGCCUGAUCAAGACCCUGCACGAGUUACCUCGAGAAAUCUCAAAGGAUGAUAUGGCUGAUGCAUAUGAUUCACUUGGAUCAAUGAAAGAUGUUGGAUUUAAGUUGGCUUGGUUGGAGAAGAAACUGGAUGAGGUGUCAGAAAAGAAAGAAAAAGAAGAGGCUUGUGAGGCUCGGAUGCGAGAAAUCGAACAAGAGUUGAAAGACUUGAAGGCAAAAGUGUUCGCCGCGAGAGCUCCACUUAGGCUGGAUGAUAUUUUUUGCUGA
Molecule: messenger RNA, 432 nt
Organism: Arabis nemorensis
Lineage: Eukaryota; Viridiplantae; Streptophyta; Magnoliopsida; Brassicales; Brassicaceae
Source: the annotation of a GenBank genome assembly